AUGACCAAGUUCUACCAGCACAUCCUGGCCUUGGUCUUUGCUGUUGACAAGAUCAACGACAAUCCCAAGAUCUUGCCCAAUGUUACUCUUGGGUUCCACAUCUCUGACAGCUACUCUAACUCAAGAAUGACCUACCAAACCACCCUGGGCCUGCUUUUUAAAUCACAUCAGUUUGUCCCCAAUUACAAAUGUGGCAUCCAUCAAAAUGUAAUAGGAGUCAUUGGGGGGCUUGCCUCUGUUACCUCCUCACGCAUGGCAGAUAUCUUAGGUCUUUUCAAGAUUCCGCAGUUUUCAUACGGCUCAUUUCCACCACCAAUGAAUGAUCCAAUCAAUGGUCCCUCCUUUUAUCGCAUGGUUCCCAACGAAGGCCUUCAGUACCAGGGAAUUGUGCAGUUACUUCUCCAUUUCAACUGGAAAUGGGUUGGGCUCAUUACCGAAAAUGGUGAAGGUGGAGAACAAUUUUUGCAGAUGAUGGAUCCAAUACUCUCCAGGAAUGGAAUCUGUUCAGCAUUCACAAUAAUGCUUCCAGAACAUAUGCAUAUCAGGAAUGCAGAUGGAAUUAUCAAGAUCGCAAAGGAGGUUUUGCCAAUUAUCAGUGCAGGCAAUAUCAACGCUGUUGUUAUCUAUGGAGAUACCUCAUCAAUUAUAACGUUGGCUAACAUUAUAGGAAUAACCAAAGUAAUGAAAGGAAUAUUUCUUCAAAAUAAAAAGGUGUUCUCUGCAACAAAAGUGUGGAUUACCACAGCACAGAUUGACUUCACAUUACAUAACUUUCAAAUGUUAUUUGAAAUUGAUAUUCAAUUUUUUGAAGGUUCUAUCUCCUUCUCAAUUCAUUCCAGGGAAUUACAAGCGUUCCAAGAAUUUGUAAGGAAUAUCGACCUUUCUUGGUCAGAGGAAGAUGGUUUUAUGAACAAUUUUUGGACACAAGCAUUUGGUUGUUCAUUUUCAACCUCUGCAUUCAUCUCUAAUACAUGUACUGGAGAUGAGAAGCUGGAGAGCCUCCCUACACCUCUGUUUGAAAUGAGCAUGACCGGCCACAGCUACAAUGUCCAUAACGCUGUGUAUGCUGUGGCACAUGCCUUCCAUAUCUUGAUGUCAGUUAGAUCCAAAUACAGAACAGUGGAGGGCAUGCAAACAUGGUCUCCUUUGAAUGUAGAACCCUGGCAGCUGCACUCAGUUCUUCAGAGGAUCUCCUUCAACAACAGUGCGGGAGAUGAAAUUACAUUUAAUGAACAUGGAGAAUUAGUAGGUGGAUUUGAUAUUACAAACCUGGUCACUUUCCCAAAUAACUCCUAUGUCAGAAUCAACGUGGGAAGACUGGAACCUCAGGAUUAUCCUAACCAAAAGAUCACCUUUAAUGAAGAGAGAAUCAAAUGGCACAGAGGAUUGACUCAGAAAUUUUGCUGCUAUGAUUGUGUUCGAUGUCCAGAAGGAAUGAUCUCAACUGAGGCGGAUGAAGAAACUUGUGUCAGUUGCCAAGAGGAUCGUUACCCAAACAGAGGGCAGAAUCAAUGCAUCCCUAAGAUUCCAAACUUCCUUGCUUUUGAUGAAACUUUAGCCAUUAUUUCAACUAUCUCUGCACUCUUGUUGUCUCUGGUCACAGUUCUGGUGCUGGUCAUCUUCAUUAAGCACCGGGAUACUGCCAUAGUCAAAGCCAACAACAGAAGCCUCACCUAUAUUCUCCUCACUUCCCUCCUCCUGUGUUUCCUCUGCUCCUUGAUGUUCCUUGGAAAGCCUACUGAGGCAACCUGCCUUCUCCAACAAACUGCUUUUGGUAUUAUCUUCUCUGUGUCCCUGUCUAGCAUCUUGGCCAAAACCAUAUCUGUAGUUUUGGCAUUCAUGGCUACUAAACCAGGAUCCAGGAUGAGGAACUGGGUGGGGAAAAGACUGGCUUAUUCCACUGUCCUCUCUUGCUCUGUUGUUCAAGUAGUGAUCUGUGCUCUGUGGCUGGCAACCUCUCCCCCAUUCCCAGAUUUGGAUAUGCACUCAUCACCUGAAGAAAUCAUAUUGUUAUGUAAUGAAGGGUCAGUUCCCAUGUUCUAUUGUGUUUUGGGUUACAUGGGCUUCCUGGCCAUUGUCAGCUUCAUUGUGGCCUUCCUAGCCCGGAAAUUACCUGACACUUUUAAUGAAGCCAAGUUCAUCACCUUCAGCAUGCUGUUAUUUUGCAGUGUUUGGAUCUCCUUUGUUCCUACUUAUCUGAGCACACGAGGAAAGUACAUGGUAGCUGUGGAGAUCUUUUCCAUCUUGGCUUCCAGUGCUGGAUUAUUGGGUUGCAUCUUUUCCCCAAAAUGCUACAUCAUUCUGGUGAGACCUGAGUUAAAUAACAGAGAAAAUCUAAUACGGAAAAAAAUAUAA
This is a messenger RNA of Podarcis muralis (Common wall lizard), 2355 nucleotides long. NCBI's taxonomy places the organism in Eukaryota, Metazoa, Chordata, Lepidosauria, Squamata, Lacertidae. The record is from RefSeq and is a predicted model, not a curated record.